GCGCCCCCCACGCCCCCGCGCGAGCGCGAGCCGCCGGCGGAAGUGCUGCGUCGUGCACUUCCGGGUGUUGUCUGACCGCCGUCGCGCGUCUCGGGUCUCCCGGCCACCGCCCGGGUCGUGGAGCCAGGAGCGACGUCACCGCCAUGGCGGGCAUCAAAGCUCUCAUUAGCUUGUCAUUUGGAGGAGCAAUUGGCCUGAUGUUUUUGAUGCUGGGAUGUGCCCUUCCAAUAUACAACCAAUACUGGCCCCUCUUUGUUCUGUUUUUUUACAUCCUCUCACCCAUUCCAUACUGCAUAGCAAGAAGAUUAGUGGACGACUCGGAUGCCAUGAGUAACGCUUGCAAGGAGCUCGCCAUCUUCCUCACAACAGGCAUCGUCGUCUCUGCCUUCGGGCUCCCGGUUGUCUUCGCCAGAGCACACCUGAUUGAGUGGGGAGCUUGCGCCCUCGUUCUCACGGGGAACACCGUCAUCUUCGCGACUAUCCUGGGCUUCUUCCUGGUCUUUGGGAGCAACGAUGACUUCAGCUGGCAGCAGUGGUGAGCGGAGCCACCGGACUGUUGUCACAUGGACUUCUGUCAUCUGUUGGCCAUCCGCGCACAGGAGAUGGGGACCGCGAGGCCGAAUUGUCCCCAGCGCUCCCUCCUCACUCUUGUACGCCUGCUGUUUCCACGGGGACUUGCUAAGGAUUAAAAGGAUUUUCUCUUUUGGAAAAGCUUGACUGGUUUCCCACUUCUCUAGACUGUGCUUUCCAUGGUAUCCUGCUGAAUCUAAAAUACUUACGUGUUUUCCCUGUUCGGUUGUUUUUAAAUCAGUAUGCAAUGUUAAAUCUUUUUCGGAUGUAAUAACCAUUCACAUUGGUUCAGGAAUUCAGAACUUCUGGCUGUAUUACGGGCUAAAGUUCAUAUUUUUCUCUAAAUAUCAGUUAAUCCAUUAUAAAUAUAUAUAUAUGUAAGUAAGUUUUCAUUCAGUCAGGAUGACGUCACUUGCGGGUGAAUGCAAGCAUUCAGAGUGUUGACAUACUGUAUACACUAUUUACUCAGUGCAAAGACCGCUGCAUUUAUACCUCAGGGGGGCGAGUGACACCGCCCAUGCCCUCCAGAAGGGUUGCUGGUUUUGUGAAUGGAGAAUUAUUUUAUGGGAUUGCUACAAAAGAGUUGUUCAGGUUUAUGUUAAACUUUAAGGUACAAGUGUGACAACAAGCCAAAUUUGUGUUUGUUACUGUCAAAGCCAGUGAGGAAAACAAAGCUGGAAUUCCGCUGCUGAGUGCCGCUUUGUAAGCGACGGGUCCCGUGGCUCGGAAGGUGACAUGGACAUGCAUGGGACCGUUGUGUGUUUGCACUGUAGAUGCUCAAAAACUUUCCCCCGCUCCCUCCUUUUAACUUAUUUUGUACAUUGUAUAUAUUAAGUCAGAGAACUUUUCAAAUAUAGUUUAAUGGCAUUAGAAACGUGACUCCUAGGAAAACAACUGCUUUGCCAUACAUUCAGAGCGCCUCCCCCUCAAGGCCUUGCUGCCGUUCACAGGUGACUUGUUAGUCUUGCAGGUAAGACAGGGACGGGACAGUUGUGGGACUCAGGCCGUGAUAAGAGCAGUCUCUUGAGGUCAGAGACUGUGUGCGUUUCUUUCUCUUUUUUUGUAACUAUCAAGCCUGUCCCUGAACUAGCUCUUGUAGACCAGGCUGGCCUUGAACUCACACAGAUCCGCCUGCCUCUGCCUCCCAAGUGCUGGGAUUAAAGGCGUGUGUGUGUGUGUGUGUGUGUGUGUGUGUGUGUGUGUGUGUGUGUGUUUCAAAACCACUGAAGGCAGGCUUCCUGGCACCUUUUCCCUGCGGUCUGGCCUCAUCAUGAUAGACUUGCUGUUGUAAAGGUAUUUAUUCUACAGAUUAAUACAGAGUUGACAAAUCCAGCUGUGUCCCAGCUUCAAACUUAAAUCCAACCAAAAACAUCCCAAAGUGGGCUGACCAAAUUGUAGCGAUUAUUCGCAUCUUCGAUUCUCAGUACUCAAUUCAAAAGCUGGCCCUGAAAAUGUUCGCAUUGGUCGGCAGUAUUUGGUGAGGACGUGUGUAUGUUUCUCCAGUCUGCCGAUAGCAAAGGAAGUGUUCUGCCUUAGCCGAAAAUGGGUAACCAUGACAACUGUCUUUUGUUGUUUUCUAGAAUUUUAUUUCUCAAAAAAAAAAAAGGAACAUAUACAAAAUUUGUUCCGCGUUUUCCUAAAGAUGCCCAAAGCGGCAGGGGAGCUGCGUGAAGUGUGCAAACGUACCGUGCCAUUUGUGGGUUAGACCAAACGUGGCUGGCUGAAGAGCGCUGAUGGAGGGCUGUGUGUGUGUGUGUGUGUGUGUGUGUCCGCGCGCACGCGCGCCCAUGGUCAGAACUCUGCCUGUCAUCAGGGUGGAGAGGGAAGUUCCUUCCCAGGCCCCUCUCCAUUCUCUGUUCCUUCACCAAUGCCUCGAGUGCUCUUGGCCGUAGACCCCUUUCUUUCAGCCGCAUAUUCUUUCUGGGUACACAAUGCCGCAGCAUUGUGUGUCGGACUGUGACACAGGCUUGCCAUCAGUCCCAUCUCUGAUUCCUGGGCUAGUUACUCGAGAGUUUUUCAUGAAUAUGCACCAACACGACAUUGCCAUUCUGCUGUGGAGAGAAAGAAAACUUUUGAUGAUGAAAUAAUAAAGAUUUUAAAUAUCCA
Alexandromys fortis (reed vole) is the source of this 2676-nucleotide messenger RNA. It is a transcript of the gene Leprotl1, whose product is annotated as leptin receptor overlapping transcript like 1. The transcript has 4 exons. Gene Ontology annotation, biological process: late endosome to vacuole transport via multivesicular body sorting pathway; negative regulation of growth hormone receptor signaling pathway. The record is from RefSeq and is a predicted model, not a curated record. Lineage: Eukaryota; Metazoa; Chordata; Mammalia; Rodentia; Cricetidae. Bases 144 to 539 code for a protein of 131 amino acids. Gene Ontology annotation, cellular component: endosome.